Lotus japonicus is the source of this 1853-nucleotide messenger RNA. RefSeq lists its product as uncharacterized. The transcript has 4 exons. NCBI's taxonomy places the organism in Eukaryota, Viridiplantae, Streptophyta, Magnoliopsida, Fabales, Fabaceae. Bases 325 to 1563 code for a protein of 412 amino acids. The record is from RefSeq and is a predicted model, not a curated record.
AACGACUCAAAAAAGUUAUUCUUUUACCAUAGUGUUUAGGGAUUUGGGUUUCUGAGUCUAGUCACACUUUCUACCUCUUCUCACUCCGUCACCGUUUCUACCACAGUCAUGACUCCAAAAGGAUUUUAAGCAUUCAUCAAGCAUUUUCCGUGCUAACAGUUAAAGGGCUUGGGGAUUUGAGUUUUCAUAUGCGUUGAGCAUACGAGCAAAUUACUAUUUCUGUUGAUUUUUCUGCAAAAUUGAAUCAGCUCUAGGUGCAGUGUACCCUUGAAGCUUUGGCCUUAAGCCCUUAACUGUCGUCUGUCGAGAAAUUCAGUGGUCAAGAUGAAUGUCGAAGAUCUGCUGAGAGAAAUCGCUAAAGCUAGGAUAAGAAAUGCUGAAAAUGUGGAUCCUCCUAAAGAUGCUGCAGGUAUAAUAAUUCCAGAGAAUGUCAUGCCACUCCAACCAACUGAACAAACUUCAAUAGAAGCAAGAUUGGAAAAAUAUUCAAGCACAACAUUUACAAUUCCGCCAAUCUCUGAACGCUGGUUGAACCUUCCUGAUUUAUUCACUCCCACGACUCAUGAGUUUUCUGACACCAAACUUCUCAAUGAAUCUGGAUAUGUCAUUAGAAAAACUACUACAGAGAACCUAGCUGGGAUGGGAAGGAUUGUAAUUCCAAUGUUGUGCUCAGGAUUUACAAGGACUGGGGUUGUGGGACUCUUCACUCUUGCUUAUAAUCUGAAGGAUAGUGAGUCUGCAAAUUGGGAGGAUGCCAUUGACGAUAUCCCCGCUGAGUCAUCCUUCUUGGAUACUGAAUUAGACAGAGAUGCAGAAAUUCAUUAUAAAUCAUCUGGACAACAUAAGCCGUUUCCUGCUACACAAGAUGUAAGGACUGAGGCAGCAUAUUAUUGUUACAUUGCAGCAUCUGUUCUCCGCCUAUUCACCAAGCCUCCCGAAAAUUAUUCCAAAGCAUGGAACCACAUACACACCAAUUUUACUAGAUUCUAUUCUCGGAGUCCUCCUGUCAUACCAAACAGCCCUAACAUAGAAGUUCUGAGAGGUCUUCAUUCAGUUUUUGAGAUGCAGAAGUACAAGGUUACUCUCUUCAAGCUACUUUAUGCUAGCUCCUCGAAUAAUAGAGCAUUAGGCUUGAAGAGAUUUCUGUAUGAUCUUCAUUUAGCAAACCCUGGCCUUCAUGUGGUUAACAUCUCCAUACGAUUGUGUAAGGUUUUGAAUGUUCCAAGUCAAAAGUUAAUAGAUAUCAUGAAUGUGGGAGAGUUUCGGAGACAGGCAGUUGCACUAGCGGAGAUGAUACGCUUAGUCGUGAUUAAGGCAGAUGACCACAAGAGGAAAAUGUGGAGAUUUGGAAGGAUUUUUGACAGCACAUUCAUGGCUGAGUUGCAGACUAAGGCAUGCUCUAAAUUGGUCUACAUCUUGGCUUAUGCCCUCAAGUCAGAACAGCCUCACGGUAAUGAAAACAUUCUUGACAUUGUUCAACUUCAAAAUUUUAGUCCAGAUAUGAAGCACAAGCUUAGUGCUGCUGCUCAGAAGGUUAUCAAAUCUUUACGCAGCAAUGUAUAGUGAAAACUCUUCAGCCUGUGGAUGACUGGCAGCAAAAUUAAGUUGGUGAAGAGGAUAAACCUCAACCUAGUAGGGAAUGAUGUUAUUUACAUGCAUGUGGAUGCCUAUAACUAGGAUUUUUUUUAAAUAGCAAAUUUAUUAGAUUUUUCCUUUUUUAUUUAUUGUGGUGGUGUUUCUUUUUUAAUUGUCAUGGAACAAAUUAAUUCAAUAGUAUGUUAUGUGUUGAGAUUUUAUAAAGUGUUGUAUAAUAUUUAUAUUAUAGUGAUAAUAAAUAUGUGUUGCCUUUAAUA